This is a messenger RNA of Octopus sinensis (East Asian common octopus), 1410 nucleotides long. Its product is annotated as protection of telomeres protein 1-like. Gene Ontology annotation, biological process: telomere capping; regulation of telomere maintenance via telomerase. The transcript is spliced from 10 exons. The coding region runs from base 1 to 1404 and encodes 467 amino acids. Gene Ontology annotation, cellular component: nuclear telomere cap complex. NCBI's taxonomy places the organism in Eukaryota, Metazoa, Mollusca, Cephalopoda, Octopoda, Octopodidae. The record is from RefSeq and is a predicted model, not a curated record. Gene Ontology annotation, molecular function: G-rich strand telomeric DNA binding; telomerase inhibitor activity.
AUGUGGCACCAGCACGGUCAGGGUUACCCUAUUGAAAGAUUGAUUCGUGUUACACUGCAUAGACGAGAAUUUAGUUGCCAAGAUUUGGUAAAAAAUCUUGAACAACUCCAAGAAGGAAUUUAUUUUGAUUUCCUCUGCCAAGUUGUGGCUGUGUCUGUUGUUGAAGAAGGCGUUUGCUUCUUAAUUCAAGUCUGGGAUGGCACCCGUCCUUCUUGUCCGCUCUAUACUGUUGAAACAGUAGAAAGGAAUCUGAUUGUGGUAACUGACAUGGAACUAAGGGAAGUAGCCAAAGAUUGGCUAGUUGAUGUCUGUGUCUUUGAUGACCAUUUUGACAAAGCUGCGACCAUAAAGCCAGGAAUGUUUAUAAAAUUUUUCAACCUUCAUUGCCCAAAGCAUAAAACUCCGGAUUUAGUUAAUCCACCAGCUUAUGAAGAAUUGGAGCUUGUUCUACAUCGAGGGACAUCUUAUGGUCGGGGCAUAAAGAUACUCUCUGGAACAGAUCCAGAAAUAGAUAAUCUCAAAAAGAGAUUAGAGGAAUUAACCAAGAAAGUGGAAAGAACUCAUACAAGUCUUACAGAUCCUAAGGGUUCCCCUUACAAGACUGUUAAAGGGAUCAAAGUUAAAACAGCUCUUGGUAGUUCUCCCAAUAAGAUGGUGCCACAAACAGUUUUAAGUGAAAUGGCAAAAGAAUCGGAUGACACUUCAGUUGGAAUCAUCGCAAAUAGUCAAUUUAAUAUAGAGAAUUAUGCACCUGAAGCAGUUUUAUCCACUGUCACAGUUAUUCAAGGCCAUCAAUCUGUCAAGUUGUCUCAUUUCUGUGAUGUUAAGAACGCCACUGCUCCCAUGAAAUUCCGUCUUCUGGCCAGAGUUAUGGACUACAGCCCCAAACUUAGCAGCGUAUCAGACUUUUUAAGCUUAUUUUGUCUUCAAUGUCAUUAUCUAACUCCAAUAAAUAAUUACAAUUUAGAACCGUCGACUUUUCAAAUAAAGGAUGGUGUUGAAUAUUACCGCUGCCCCCAUUGUGCCAAGAAGACCAAUUCUAAUGACAUUCCAGUGAUGGAAUAUAUCUUUUUGAUGAAGUUUAUUCUGACAGAUGGCGUCUAUUAUAUCAUCGCCAACCUUUGGAGAGACGAAGCUGUGAAAUUCUUCAAUAACAUAACCCCAUUGGAAUUUAUAUCAGAUGCAGAAGCUGUGAAUAAAGUUAGAAGCUGCUUGGAGAGAAUCCAUUCAAGUGAGGGAAACGGUCAGAAUUUGCCGAUGAUGGAAUGCUGCAUCAAAUCCUUUACUGGACGUAAUUCCGUCUGUUACGAAAUAUUUGAUACACUGAUAGGAAGCAGUUGUUGUUCCACUGUGCCAUUAAUUAAUGAGGAUCUCGUGAACCCAGAAGAGAACAUUUCUAGCUAAUGUAUA